UGAUGUGUUACUUCUGUAUGGAUAGACCCUUCACUGCAGAUUAAAAUUAAUGUUUAAUUCCACUUAAAACUUAACUUUAAAAAUAGUGAUGUACAGAAGCCGUAGAUGUUAAACAGGACAGAGUCUCAAGAAAAAACACCUUGUGAAGAAAAACCAGCACCAGUACAAGAAGAAGGUACCUCUGGAGAUGGCGCCCAAAGGUAAAGUUGGGACAAAAGGCAAGAAACAAAUCUACGAGGAGAAUAUAGCCACACUGAAAUUCUACACGAGAGUUAUCCUAGGAGCAAAUGCUAUCUAUGCAGCAGUAAACCUCCUACUCUUCUACAGUUCCUCCACAUUUUGGACAUGGCUGUUGCUAGUUUUUGCACUUAUGGUCUAUGCUGGAAGCUAUAGGUCCAUGUCAGCCAUGGCCAAACCAGCAUUUGCUGAAGAUGGUAGUUUGUUGGACGGAGGAAUAGACCUCAAUAUGGAACAAGGAAUGGCAGAGCAUCUCAAAGAUGUGAUCUUGCUCACUGCCAUAGUUCAGGUCCUCAGUACUCUUUCAUCUUACUUUUGGUACCUUUGGCUUCUGGCUCCUGCACGUGCUUUACAGUUGCUCUGGGUUAACUUCCUGGGUCCGUGGUUUUCUGCUGAGUCGGCAGCAGCCCCCGAGGAAGUCAAUGAGAAAAAACAGAGACGACAAGAAAGAAGGCAGAUGAAGAAAUUCUAACCCAGUUCUACUGUUUUAUUUUUAUAAUACCAAUGUACAGUCAAUCAGAAUUCUCAGUAUAAGUUAUUCAGAGAAAAUAUUAAAGUGUGAUAAGUUGAGAUUCAAUGGAUGGACAGUACAGGUUACUCCGCUCUCCAUCUGAAAUCCCCACAUGCUGCCUCCCUUUUCUCCUUUUCUCUCUCACUCAACCCCAUUUCAUUCAUAUUCCUCUUCUCACAUAUGUGCUUUCUGAACUGCUAGUCAAGGUGUCAGCCAGUCAUGUUUAUAUGUGCUGACAAACGAGUAAACAUGGUUUUAUUGUCGGCAGACUGCCUCAUCAUGAAGUUACACACACAGGCAGGCUUUGUCCUUCUGUGGUGUGCUCCUCUUUUCACCCUUUCACCUUAUCUUUCUGUCAUUUUGAAGCACAUACAUCAGGAGCUCUGAAAGGAGCAUAUUUACCAGGCUCAGUAGGUUCUCUGUAUGCACGACCUCUUUGCUGUUUGAUUGAUUAAAAAUGUUUAAACAACAUUUUCAUUGAAUUUCCCAUUUUCAGUUAUGUUUUCUCCCAAAAGUAUGUACGUAUGCUUUUUUGAGAUAAGAAAAAACUGUAAAUGUUAGACACUGUAAUUAUGUUUAAUCUCAAAACGGCAAUAAAAUGGUUUAUAUUUUGA
This is a messenger RNA of Chanos chanos (milkfish), 1362 nucleotides long. It is a transcript of the gene tmem208, whose product is annotated as transmembrane protein 208. Gene Ontology annotation, biological process: vacuolar protein processing. The coding region runs from base 188 to 709 and encodes 173 amino acids. Lineage: Eukaryota; Metazoa; Chordata; Actinopteri; Gonorynchiformes; Chanidae. The record is from RefSeq and is a predicted model, not a curated record. Gene Ontology annotation, cellular component: intracellular membrane-bounded organelle. The transcript is spliced from 6 exons.